UUAGCUGUCAAUGAUGAAGCCGACGAUAGUAAUGCUAUUAUUGAGAUACGAGCUGCUACUGGUGGCCUUGAAGCAGCACUUUUUGCUGCUGAUUUAUUCCAGAUGUAUAAAAGAUAUGCAUCCCAUCGAAAUUGGAAAUUUGAAGCAUUGAGUUUUCACGAAAACGAAGUUGGAGGUUUUAAGGAAGCGAUUGCUAGCAUUGUUGGAGCUGGAGUAUUUGGUGAAAUGAAAUUAGAAUCUGGAGUUCACCGUGUGCAGAGAGUUCCGAUUACUGAAAGCGAUGGUAGAGUGCAUACAAGCACCGCUACCGUUGCUAUUUUACCCCAACCGGAAGAGAUUGAUAUUGUUAUAAAUAAGAAUGACAUAAAAUUUGAUACUUUCCGUGCGCAAGGAGCCGGGGGCCAACAUGUUAAUACGACAGAUAGUGCGGUGCGACUUACACAUAUUCCAACUGGAAUGAUUGUGGCCGUUCAAGAAGAAAAAUCUCAACAUCGAAAUAAAGCGAAAGCAAUACAAAUUCUACAAGCAAAGCUAUUUGAUGAACAACGGCAACAAAAUCAGACAGAUCGUGUUCAUGCUCGUAGACAACAGAUAGGCACAGGUGCAAGAUCUGAGCGUAUUCGAACUUACAACUACCAGCAAGACCGUAUUACCGAUCAUCGCAUAAACAUGUCACUUUAUGGUAUAGACGAUUUUUUAAGCGGAAAUGAAUCCCUGAAUCACCUCAUGUCUUCACUGCUGGAAGAGAAUCGCAUGAAGGCAAUACGCAACUUUUUAGAUGAUAGUAAACGUCGGGGAAGCGAUUCCGUGAAAUAA
Molecule: messenger RNA, 816 nt
Organism: Trichoplax adhaerens
Lineage: Eukaryota; Metazoa; Placozoa; Uniplacotomia; Trichoplacea; Trichoplacidae
Exons: 7
Biological process (GO): translational termination
Molecular function (GO): translation release factor activity
Source: RefSeq, a predicted model, not a curated record